Molecule: messenger RNA, 2673 nt
Organism: Dermacentor andersoni
Lineage: Eukaryota; Metazoa; Arthropoda; Arachnida; Ixodida; Ixodidae
Source: RefSeq, a predicted model, not a curated record
GGGUCUGGCAACCAGGAGCAGCAGCUGUAGCCUACGCGGCGUGACGCGGCUGACAAGGCGGUGAAGGCGGUAGAAUUUGACGAAGAACACAGGUUUGUCGGCAGUUACUUCCUUCGAGAGCCCCUGACGGCACCUCGUCGGCAUGGCUGGAAUAUCGGCAGCCAACCUUCUGAAUUGCCGAGACGCCUCUAUGCUGCUAGGUGCAUUUAACAUGAUCGCCAACGACGACAACGGCGAGGUUAAGCAGUUGUUUUUCGCCCCCGGACGCCAGCGCCUCGAGCUCCUUCGCUGGGUGCUCACCGCCAUCGACCCGUCGGGAAAAACCGAGCAAGAACUGGGGGCCGGCGACGGGACUAGAGAGGCGCUGACAGAGCGCAUAUCGUCGGUGCUGAAGAGGCUGAACCCGGCACGCGCCCAGGACUUCGCUGCUUUCGCGGAAGGCACGGCCGCCGACAGCGACCAGACGCGCCUCUGGCACAUGCUUCUAGGGACGGCUGAAAUGGUCCAGAACUCCGAGGGUUCUUCGGCGUCGUCGACGUUUUCCAGACCGUGUUCCGGGAGCAUGACCUUCAAGCCCAUGGUGGCCUCCACGCCCAUGCCACAGGUGGGGCCAUCUGUGGUGUCGUCAUCCUCGGACAAGCGUGAAGGGAAGGCUGCCAAAUGUCUGUGGCAUUCUGACAAUGGAGCCAGACCCAGUGACAAGUCGACAGUCGCAGAAGAGGACCCUCUGGAUGUGCUGAUUAAGCAGCUCGAGGAAUCAAUUCGUGUCGACAAGGCAAUGUUGGCUGCCGCAGCCGCAUCACCGGAGCCCGAGGAGCCACCACUGGACCACCGGCUCUGUGCCAGCUACCGCCAGGCUGCCGAGCGACUCGUCAAGGCUGGCAAAUCCCUGAUGCAGGGGCCACCUUCUCAUCUGCCUCCUCUGGUGCUGGACGACAAAGACGGGAGGCUUGUUGCAGCUGCCAGGGCUUCCCUUGAGGCCCUAAAGAGUAACCUGUUCCAUGCAACACUUCUCAAUGCCCUCGAAGGCCAUGCAAAGAACAGGUCAUGCGGCACUCGGUUCAAGUAGAACUGAAAUGUAUUGCCUAUGUUGCAUUUAACUUUGUUGCACUUUAGGCUUGUAUUUAAUGUCUUAGAACUUGUGUAAAUCAUGUAUUUUACUUAUUUAUUUUUUUAAUGUAAAAUUGCAUGGGGAACUAUAGAUCAUAAAUUAAUCUGGCAGUUGAAAAAAGCUUUCCUAAACACAAGCUUAACGAGUGGGGUUGCCAUUUUUAUAUUGCCUUUCGUGUUACUUAACCAUCAAACUGCCUUCUUAAGAAAAUGGCACAUUCUCAAGCUUUUUGUCCCUGCUGCCUGCAUUUCUUGUCUAUAUUUAAGAAUUUUAAUAGUGAACUGAAACCAGGUCUUUUUGGAAACAGGAGGCUAUCUGCGAGGCCCCAUGCUCUGCCACUUUUAAGUUUGAGUUGGAACCAGAUUUUCACUGGAAGUGAAAGAACAUAACAGAAUUCAGCAGUGGUCUAAUCUCCAGAUCGAAUCCUAUGUUUGGGUUGUUUGUUUCUUUGGGAAAGCAGGGAAAAGACGGGGAAUGAGGGAGAUGGAAAUUCAAGACGAUGAGCAAAACGUGAACAAGGUGAAUGCAGGAAAGCAGUAAUUUGUGGCAGCAUUUAGCUUUUGUUUGUCCAUUCUUAGCAUUUUUCAUUUUUGUACAUAACACGACUGUUCUUACGCAUUUAAUCUAAAUUUCAACCUUCCACUUCAUAUGUACACGAAGUGCCUUAUUUACACAGUUGUGCACAGUUUUAAAAAACUAACUCUCUGCUUACAGUAAACAUGUUUUCACUGCUCUGGUGCUUAACACGAUCCAAGGCCAUCCCUGCCUUGGUAGAUAUGUAUGGAUAGUGUAAUGGUUGACCCACAUAAUUUGUCCCAUAACUUGAAUAUAUGCAAGUGUCACAUAGUUUCGCAGAACCUAGGUAAUGUUGUUUGCCGUCGCUUGCAGCAAGUUGGGCAAUUUUUUUACUAUGCCUAAUUGCAUAAUUACCUAAUUAACAUGAUUAGAUAUUAUGUUCAGAGCAAAAGUAUCAAUGAGAAAAUUGUAAACCAUUCUGAAAAAUUCCCAAUCCAGUUCUUGGUUGCUCAAUACGUGCUACGCAAGUUUUUCACAAGCCUGAAAGGAAGCCUGUGAAAUGAAAUAGGUGCUGGCACGUUCUUGCGCGAUACUUCUUUUGUAGGAAAACACUUUUAUGUAGCAUGUAUUAGGCAACAGAAAGCUGGAUCUGCAAUUUUUCAGUAUGGUCUACAAUUUUUUAAUUGACACUUUUGCUCUGAACAUAUUUAUGUAAUGUAGUUAGGCAAAAUACAAGAAAUUGUCUGGCUUGCUCCAAGCCACGGCAAACGUUACUUUGGUUCUGUCCAGCUACGUAGCAUUUGCAUAUUUUUACAUUUUGCCGCAAGUUGCAUGGGACAUGUGCUAUGUGUGUAUGCAGAGCGUUUGUACAUUUUUGUUCUGCCAUAAAAUAAAUACUUAUUUAUAAGUUGUCCUUAAUAUUAUAGCAAGCUCACAAUUUCUCAUUAGUUUUGGUGUGUGUUGUUCAUCUGUUGAAGUGCUCUUGCAACAAAUGUGUACACCUAGUGCCAAUUUUAUAACUAUUGUAAUAAAUUUUUUGACAACUA